Molecule: messenger RNA, 5176 nt
Organism: Tyto alba (common barn owl)
Lineage: Eukaryota; Metazoa; Chordata; Aves; Strigiformes; Tytonidae
Gene: ARAP1
Product: ArfGAP with RhoGAP domain, ankyrin repeat and PH domain 1
Biological process (GO): positive regulation of GTPase activity; signal transduction
Cellular component (GO): plasma membrane; trans-Golgi network; cytoplasmic vesicle
Molecular function (GO): protein binding; phosphatidylinositol-3,4,5-trisphosphate binding; GTPase activator activity
Source: RefSeq, a predicted model, not a curated record
CCCCCCCGUGCCCAGACCGGAGCCGCUGCCGGAGCACGAAGCCGCCCGGACAGGUCCUGAUGCCGUCCUGAGCCCCGCCGGGCGCGGGAGAUGUACUGAGCGGUGCGGGGUCUCUGCGGGGCGGAACCCCCCCCCGCCAUGGCGGAGGGGGGGGCUCUGCCGGUGGCCUCCUGGUUGGCCGCCCUCCACCUCGACCAGUACGUGGAGAGUUUCCAGCGGAGCGAGCUGUGGACGGUGUGGGAUUGCCGGGAGCUGACGGACCAGGAGCUUACCCGGCUCGGCGUGGUGCUGCCCGGCCACCGCCGCCGCAUCCUCUUGGGGCUCCAGAAAGCCUUCGCCGAGACCCCUCCCCAGGCCGGGACCCCCCGCCCCCCCCCCCGAAAACCCGUGCCCGUGAAACGCCACGUCUUUCGCCUGAGCGCCGCGACGGUGCCGGAGGAACAACCGGAGCGGGAGUCCUGGGAGGUGCCCGGGGUAUCCCCACUUCUGGAGCAAGAAGGAGGGGUGAACUUCACCCAGCUGCCCCCCCCCAUCCCACCCAGGGUGGGCUGCCGCCCCCCACUCAAAUUCUCCUCAUCGCUAACGGGGAGCAGCCCCCCGGACCCCCCCUCACCGCCGGCCCUGGCCGAGAAGCCCCCGAGACCCCCCCCCGUGCCACCGCUGCCGGCCAAGCGUCACCAGUUGGAAGCCAAGUGCCAGUCCCAGGAGGGCCCCCCCGCCCCCCCCAGCCGCCCGCCGGUGCUGCCCCCGAGGGCCGCGUCCCAGAGGAGCAUCCCAGACAAAGAAGAGGUCCCUGACCCGCCCCGAGCACCUGGCAUCCCCCCAGCCCUCCUUCCCCGCACGAAACCGCCGGCCCCGCUGCCGCUGGAGCUGCCGUCCAAGGCCAACCCCCUCUUCGUGCCGGAGUUCGAUGACUCGGACUACGAAGACUCUGCCUGGGAGGAGGAAUUAGCCGGACCCGCGGGGGAAAUGGCCGACAAGGAGGAUGCUGAGCCCGUGACGGGGCGGCCGCGGUCCCUGCGUGUCGACAGCCUCUUCAGCGAGGAUGAGCUGAUCGAGGACUACUACGAUGCUCCCCGCGCCAACGGUGGCAGCGGCUGGAGGGACCACGGCAGCAGCCCCGGCACGCUCGGUGACAGCAUGGAGGGCACUGCCACCCCGCUCUCGCCCACCAUCAAAGCGGGGUGGCUGGACAAAAACCCGCCACAGGGGUCCUACAUCUACCAGAAGCGCUGGGUGAAGCUCAACGCCGACUACCUCCGCUAUUUUGACAGUGAAAAGGACACCUACUCCAAGCGGUUCAUCCCCGUCUCCUCCAUCUCCCGCAUCGCCAGCGUCGGCGAUCAGAAAUUCGAGGUCAUCACCAACAACCGCAACUUCGUGUUUCGGGCUGAGAGCGACGCGGAUCGUAACGAGUGGAUCCGGACCCUGCAGCAGAUCGCGGAGGAGCGGAAGAGCAAAGCUCCGGAGAGGACGCCGAUGUACCCGGCCACCAAUGGGGCCACCGACCCGGCCGACAAGAGCGGCUUCCUCGAGCUGCGGGGGUUCAAGCACAAGCUGUUCGUGGCGGUGGCGGGGGACAAAGUUUUUCUCUAUAAGAACGCUGAGGAUUAUCGGCUGGGGAUCGGCAUCACCUACAUCGAGAUGAACGUGGGGAAUGUCAAGGAGGUGGAUCGCCGGGGCUUCGACCUCACGACGCCAUACAGGACUUUUAGUUUCUCCGCCGAUUCGGACCAGGAGAAGGAGGAGUGGGUGGAAGCCAUGCAGCAAUCCAUCGCCGAGGCUCUCUCCAACUCGGAGGUGGCCGAGAGGAUCUGGGCGGUGGAAUCCAACCGCUUCUGCGCCGACUGCGGCUCGCCCAAGCCCGACUGGGCUUCCAUCAACCUCUGCGUCGUCAUCUGCAAGAGAUGCGCAGGGGAGCACCGGGGUUUGGGCCCCGGCAUCACCAAAGUCCGGAGCCUGAAGAUGGACAGGAAGGUGUGGACGGAGGAGCUGAUCGAGCUUUUCCACCAGCUCGGCAACGCUGUGGCCAACCAGUUCUGGGCCGCCAACGUGCCCCCCAGCGAGGCCAUCGCCCCCCCCAGCAGCAGCCAGGAGAGGAGGCGCUUCCUCAUCGCCAAAUACCGGGAGGGCAAGUACCGCCGCUACCACCCGCUUUUUGGCAACCAGGAGGAGCUCAACAGGGCUCUGUGUGCGGCCGUCACCACCAGUGACCUGGCAGAGACGCAGGCUCUGCUCUUCUGCGGGGCGGCCGUGACCUGUGACACGGGGGACCCCCAGUACCCCACGCCCUUGGCCUUGGCUGAGAAGAGCGGGCAGAGGCUGCAGAUGGAGUUCCUGCUCCACAACAAAAACUCCGAGACGCCGCGCCUGGAGGUGGGGGGCAGCGAGGAGAAGCCCUACUCGGUGCCCCUGCCCUCUGUCACCCACAACGGCUUCCUCUACAAGACUCCCUCCAUGGCCAAGCCCGUCAGCGAGAGGAAGGGCCAGGAAGAGUUCAGCCGGCGGUGGUGCACGCUGCAGGAUGGCGUCCUCAGCUACUACGAGAACGACCGCAACGCCGUGCCCAACGGCGAGGUGAAGGUGGAGGAGAUCGUGUGCCUGGUGAGCAACCCGCCCCACGCCCACGGGAUCGAGAGCACGUUCGAGGUCUACAUCGAGUCGGAGAGGCUCUAUCUCUUCGGGCUGGAGAGCCCCGACUCCGCUCGGGAAUGGCUCAAAUCCAUUGCCAAGUCCUUCGUCCCCCCCCGCGCCGAGGAGCUGCUGGCUCUCGAUUUCGAGCGCGUCGGCCGGCUCUACUACAAGGGUGGCCUCAACCUGGAGCGAGCCGAGGAGGGCUGGUUCGCCCUGGCCGGCUCCGCGCUCCACGUCUGCUUGGAAGGCGGCGAGCGGCAGGAGCCUCUCCAGCUGCGCAAGCUGCAGGAGCUCUCCAUCCAGGGAGACAACGAGGUGUUGGUGCUGGUGGAGAGGCGGAGGACUCUGUACAUCCAAGGGGAGAGGAAACUGGAUUUCCUGGGCUGGGUCCAUGCCAUCCAAAAGGCCGCGGGCAGCUCAGGGGACACGUUGUCGGAGCAGCAGCUGACCGAGUCGGACGUCCCGCUGCUGGUGGAUCGCUGCAUCGACUACAUCACCCAGUGCGGGCUGACGUCCGAGGGCAUCUACCGCAAGAGCGGGCAGAACUCCAAGACCACCAGCUUGCUGGAGAUGCUGCGCCGGGACGCCCGCAGCGUCCGGCUGAAGGAGGGGGAGCAUCAGGUGGACGAUGUCGCCAACACCCUCAAACGCUUCUUCCGCGACCUUGGCGAUGGGCUCUUCACCGGGCGGUGGGGCCAGGACUGGCUGCGGGCGACUGGGCUGGAGGAUGAGGAGGCAAAGAUUGGCGAGUACCGGCGGCUCCUGGGCACCCUCCCCACGGUGAACCGGGCCACGCUGAAGACGCUCAUCAACCACCUCUUUCGGGUCCAGCUCUUCUCCGGGGAGAAUCAGAUGAACACGCACAACUUGGCCAUCGUCUUCGGGCCCACGCUCUUCCAGACGGACGGGAAGGACUACAAGGCAGGCCGUGUGGUGGAGGACCUCAUCAGCCACUACGUGAAGAUCUUUAAUGUCAACGACCAAGAGAUGAAGAAGCAGCAAGAUGAGAUCAUGGCCAUCAUGAAGAUGCGGGAGGCAGCGUCCAGUGGGACGCAGCAAGCCGGGGACUUCAUCUGUACCGUCUACCUGGAGGAGAAGAAGACGGAGGCAGAGCAGCACGUCAAGAUCCCGGCCACGAUGACGGCUGAGGAGCUCACCUUCGAGAUCCUGGACCGGAGGAAAAUCGUCAUGAAGGAGAAGGACUAUUGGAGCUGCUUUGAAGUGAACGAGAGGGAGGAGGCAGAGCGGCCCUUGCACUACUCGGAAAAGGUCCUGCCCAUCCUGCACGGGCUGGGGACGGAGAGUUACCUGGUGGUGAAGAAGCAGAUGUCCAUGGAGAACAUGCUCAUCUACCUCGCCAGCAGAGUGGGUGACUGCAAGCACGGCAUGAUGAAAUUCCGGGAGGAGAGGAACCUGCUGGGGCUGGGCCUGAGCACUGGCUUCCACGACCGCUACUUCAUCCUCAACCACACCUGCCUGCGCCUCUACAAGGAAGUGCGGAGCCACAAGCCGGAGAAGGAGUGGCCCGUCAGGAACCUGAAGGUUUACCUGGGUAUCAAGAAGAAGCUUCGACCCCCGACGUGCUGGGGCUUCACCGUCCUCUACGAAACCGAGAAGCACGAGAAGCAGCAAUGGUACCUGUGCUGUGACACCCAGGCCGACCUGCGGGAGUGGUUCGCCACCUUCCUCCACGUGCAGAACGGCGGGGCCCUGUGGCCCUCGGACACCUCCAAGGUGCGGGCGUCGCGGUCGCAGCCGGACUCCAGGCUGGGGAACAUCUCCCUCAUCCCGCUGCGGGGCAACGAGAGCGAGAUGAGGAACAGUGUGGCUGCUUUUGCUACUGACCCCCUAACCCUCCUGCGAAACGUCUGAGCUGGAGGCCUGACACGCUGGUUCGUCCGCAAGCGGGGAUCCCCUCAGGGACCCCCCAUCAGCCCCGCACCCCAGUACCUGCUGGGGGUCCCACCAGCUCCAGAACCUCCUCUGGGCCUUCUUUGCCACCUCCCUCGCCCCCCCCCCCCCCUCAGUGGCUGACGGGCAACCAAGAGGGGAAAGAACAGCGAGGCCACCCACGCACCCCUGGAGCUGGGCUCAGGAGCCCACGGGGACCAGGCAGUGCCAGCCCCCCCCGGCCCAGCACAGCCAUGGGGGGUGGGGGGUGCUGCAGCCGUUUUGGGGCGGGGGGGAGGGGCUCUUGCUUUUCCUCUCUUUUUAGAAGUCUCUUUCCUUUCCAAUGACACUCCCGGCGGGAUGCAUUCCCGUGGGAUGCGCCCCCGGAGCAUCACGGUGCUCCCAUCACUCUUGGGGAGGGGGGGGAGCCCAUCUUUGAGGUCCCCUCCCUGCGGCGCAGGGCAUCAAAAGCCUCCGGGUCCCCCCCCCAAAUUGAGGAGGGGGGUAGGGGUGCAUCCGACCUCUGGUGCCCCCCACCCCGUGGCUCCAGGCUCUGCUGGAGGUGGAGGGGACAGGGUGGGGGGGUGGCAGGAGCUGCCCCCGCUUCCCGCCGCCGCCUCUUGAUGAUAUUAAAGGUCUUGGGGAAACGGGG